Messenger RNA from Vespula pensylvanica (western yellowjacket), 2341 nucleotides. It is a transcript of the gene Vha44, whose product is annotated as V-type proton ATPase subunit C. The coding region runs from base 587 to 2320 and encodes 577 amino acids. Gene Ontology annotation, molecular function: proton-transporting ATPase activity, rotational mechanism. Gene Ontology annotation, biological process: proton transmembrane transport. Lineage: Eukaryota; Metazoa; Arthropoda; Insecta; Hymenoptera; Vespidae. Gene Ontology annotation, cellular component: vacuolar proton-transporting V-type ATPase, V1 domain; lysosomal membrane. The transcript has 9 exons. The record is from RefSeq and is a predicted model, not a curated record.
GGGUUUUAUAGAAUACUUCAUUCUCUUUGUUCAUAUAUCAAGAUUAUUGAUAAUCGAGAACGAUAUGUUGUAGUAUUGAUUUUGUAAGCGCUUAGUUCGUACAUACGACAGGCGCCAUUGUCAUCGCGACAGUUACAGGUAUCCUCUAACCAAGCGAACUUAGUUUAUUUCUUGAUUCAAGGACGUCGCUUUUUCUUAUAUUUAUUCUUCAUAGUACACUUUUCAUUUCUCUAUAUUUGUCGGUAUCUAAGUUCCAUGCGCCAUUCACGUAGUAGUUGGCGCACGUCACGUGGAAAGCGCGCCUAAUUACAUAAUAUACUCGACGCAGACGGUAUAUUAUAUGCCACACCCCCUUCUGUAAUUCGUUGAUUUAAGGACGACUCGUCUACGAACUUUCUUUAAUUCGCGCAAAAUAAUAAAUUAAUUAACGAUCGUUAUAUAUUUUAAGGUUAUUUUAUUAUUUCUUUUUGGAUAGACGUAUGGAUUAUAUAGUCUACAUAAUGUGUAACAUUGAAGCAGAUGGUUGUUUACAAGAAAAACACAAAUUAAUAUAUUCAAAAGUAGGAAUUAGAAGGCAUUGUUCAAGAUGACGGAAUACUGGCUUAUAUCAGCACCAGGAGAUAAAACUUGUCAACAAACAUGGGAAACCAUGAACAAUUUAACUUCAAAACAAAAUUCUUUAUCCGACAACUACAAGUUUCAUAUACCUGAUCUUAAAGUGGGAACAUUAGAUCAGUUAGUUGGGCUGUCAGAUGAUCUUGGAAAGUUAGAUGCAUUUGUGGAACAAGUUACGCGUAAAGUGGCAACUUAUAUGGGAGAAGUUCUAGAAGACCAAAGAGAUAAACUACAUGAAAAUCUUUUGGCCAAUAACAGUCAAACAUCAGUGGAUGGGGAGAGCUUGAGCCCCGAAGGGGGUCCGGACACCCCGCCAAACACACCCGUUACUCCAUCACACAAGACUUCAAAGGACCAUCACAAGCAGUGGAAGGAGUUGGACAAGUCAGAACCAGAAGCAGCCGCCUGUUUAGGUCAGCAUUAUCACCAUCGUCAUCAUCACCAUGACCAUCGUUAUAGCCACUAUCAUCAGAACCAUCUAUCCAACUCUGAAAAGAAGUCAUUACAUAAUACUCAAGGUGUCAGCGAUAUUCGAACGUCGAAUGAUCCUUCGUCAGUGUAUUCAUGUUAUCGUGCACGUUGGUGCACUGCUUCAACUCCUUCAACACCUACUCCAAGUCCUGGUUCUGCAAGCCCAACCCCUUCCUUUUCAUCAACCUGCAGCAGUGAAGAAGAUAACAAAUGGCAGUCAACAAUACAUCCUAGGAGUACUGAAAAAGCAGACCGAAUCAUCUCUAAUCGUGCAUCAGUUGACAAUAAUGACGAUGACGACCAUGAUGUGGACCAAAGCGAUGACCAAGAUCAAGACCAUAGUGGCAGUUUGCCUAAUCCAGGUGAUCUACCUUCGUAUAUAACUCGAUUCCAGUGGGAUAUGGCAAAAUAUCCGAUCAAACAAUCCUUAAGAAAUAUCGCGGAUAUAAUUAGCAAACAAGUGGGCCAAAUAGAUGCAGAUCUUAAAACCAAAUCAACAACAUAUAAUAACUUGAAAGGCAGCCUACAAAAUCUUGAAAAAAAACAAACAGGAAGUUUGUUAACAAGAAAUCUAGCAGAUUUAGUGAAGAAGGAGCAUUUUAUUUUAGACAGUGAAUAUUUAUCAACGUUACUUGUAAUUGUACCAAAGUCUAACUUUCAUGAAUGGUACAGUGGGUAUGAAAAAUUAACAAAAAUGAUUGUGCCGCGAAGCACACAGCUUAUAACUGAAGACUCAGAAUAUGGAUUAUUUACAAUCACAUUGUUCAAAAAAGUUAUUGAAGAAUUUAAAUUGCAUGCUCGUGAGAAAAAGUUUAUUGUGCGCGAUUUCACAUACAAUGAAGAAGAACUUGCUGCAGGUAAAAAUGAGAUUACAAAACUGGUAACUGAUAAGAAAAAACAAUUUGGAUCACUAGUACGUUGGUUAAAAGUAAACUUCAGUGAAUGCUUCUGUGCUUGGAUUCAUGUUAAAGCUCUGCGUGUAUUCGUAGAAUCUGUUCUUAGGUAUGGUUUGCCAGUUAAUUUCCAAGCAAUUUUAUUACAACCACAUAAAAAAUGUAUGAAGCGAUUACGUGAUGUUUUAAAUCAAUUGUACGCUCAUUUGGAUUCUUCUGCUACUGCAUCAUCACAGAACCAAGAUAGUGUGGAUAUACCAGGAUUAGGAUUUGGACAAAGCGAUUAUUUUCCUUAUGUGUAUUAUAAGAUUAAUGUGGAUAUGGUUGAUAGUAAGGUGUAAUAAUUCACACUUGUAAAAAUC